CGCCCUUGGCGCCAAUCAGACUUACAGAGAAAUAAAACAGUGGCCAUUUCCAUUGAUUGUUUUAUCAGGUUUGCGCUUAAGCCGCCGUUGCUGCUCUUGUCACAGUCACAUUGGUUGGUAUUUGUGCCCACCAACAUCGUCAGUAGCACACUAUCUAUCAUUGUCAUAUUAAUGUAGACCAUUUCUCUGUGCCCGUAGUCACGAUACGAUACUCAUAACUCGGCAGUGGCAGCAGCAGCACAGGGACAAUAGAGGCGUGUUUCUCCUGAGGGGAGCGAUAAGACACAGCGGCAAAAUGGGGAGGAAGUCCAACAGAGCAAAGGAGAAGAAAGCCCGGCGUCAGGAGGAGAGGGCAGCUAUGGACGCUGUCUGUGCUAAGGUGGACGCAGCCAAUAAGCUGGAUGAUCCACUGACUGCCUUCCCAGCUUUCAAGAAAUACGACAGAAAUGGGCUGAACCUACAGAUAGAGUGUAAAAGAGUGACCACCCUCAACCCACUGUCUGUGGAAUGGGCCUUUGAACUCACCAGAGCCAACAUGCAGACACUGUAUGAGCAGAGCGAGUGGGGGUGGAAGGAGAGGGAAAAGAGGGAGGAGAUGAACGACGAGAGGGCAUGGUACCUGCUUGCCCGUGAUGGUGACUCCGCUCCAGUGGCCUUCUCUCACUUCCGUUUUGACGUGGAGUGCGGGGAGGAGGUUUUAUAUUGCUAUGAGGUGCAGUUGGAGAGCAGAGUGCGGAGGAAAGGACUCGGCAAGUUCCUCAUCCAGAUACUACAGCUUAUUGCCAACAGUACACAGAUGAAGAAAGUGAUGCUGACAGUUUUUAAACACAACCAUGGGGCUUAUCAGUUCUUCAGAGAUGCUUUACAGUUUGAGAUUGAUGAAACCUCACCGAGCAUGUCCGGCUGUUGCGGCGACGACUGCUCUUAUGAGAUCCUGAGCCGGCGGACCAAACACGGCGAGGCGUCGGCGGGCCACACCCACGGGGGCGGGCACUGCGGGGGCUGCUGCCACUGAAUCGACUUCAGUUACACCUUUAAGAUUGGUUAAAAAGCAAGCAACUUUCGUGGCUGUGUGUGAAAGCUUGAGCUGCCUGCUGAUUCUACAAACAGUAACGAGUUUAACCGACGGUCUCUGUGGCUGUUAAUGGAGUAUGAAUGAAUGGAGCAUGGAAUACCUGGCUACAGCUGUUUAACAUAGGGUUUGAGAUUUGUGCGUCUUUAUUGUAUUCCUGCCACAAAAGCAGUAUGCAGUGUGAGCUUUCACACAUGGCUCCUGUUUGUUGUUUCCUACGUCUUGGUUCCAUGUACAAACUAUCUUUUUCUCAUUCUUAAUGAUUAUUAGUAGUUUCCAGUCAAGAAAAAGCCUUUUACUGAUUUCAUUUACCACCACAGUCGACCUCAUUCCACCUCACUCUCAUCUCCUAAUGUGCUUUACUGUAUCAAAUCAUUCUGCACUGCUGCUUGGUCGAAAGUAGUAAAUGAAGUUGAUAAGUGAUGCUCAAUCCACGAUAUUGUCACUGAGGGAAAAUCGGACUUUGUAAAGUUUCCCUGGGAUCUCGCACUGAGACUGUUUGCUUGUUUCACUGAAUCAGGAAUCCCGGGAUUAGAUCAAGUUCAUUUCCCCUAAACGGCGUCAGAAGCCCUGCAAUAUUUUUAACACAGGUUAAUAUGCACACAUGGCUUGUUACUUAUUUUUUUAAAACAAAAGCACUGCCGCAGCUGCACUGUUUUUGAACCAUGUUUGUCAGUGAAACUACUGUUACAUGAUUACAGUACAUUAUUAGCAGUCGCCCACUUCUCUGUUCAGGUGAUAACUAUAUUAGUGUCUCCCCUGCUUUUAUUCUUUUGUAACUUAUGAAACAAGACAUUCAAGGUUUUCAUCAUGAGGACUUUUUCUUCCAGUGACUUGAGUUUAAAAAAUACCUUAUUUCUCAUUGUCUGUUGCUGUAAAUCUGCGUCCAACACAGAAAGUAAACUUUGCUUUAACCCAC
This is a messenger RNA of Solea senegalensis (Senegalese sole), 1991 nucleotides long. It is a transcript of the gene naa40, whose product is annotated as N-alpha-acetyltransferase 40, NatD catalytic subunit. The transcript has 8 exons. The record is from RefSeq and is a predicted model, not a curated record. Gene Ontology annotation, cellular component: nucleus. Bases 296 to 1015 code for a protein of 239 amino acids. NCBI's taxonomy places the organism in Eukaryota, Metazoa, Chordata, Actinopteri, Pleuronectiformes, Soleidae. Gene Ontology annotation, molecular function: histone H4 acetyltransferase activity; protein N-terminal-serine acetyltransferase activity; histone H2A acetyltransferase activity.